AGGAUCGAUCGCCAGAGGGAGCUGGAGGUGGAGGUCUCUGAGCGCCGCAGCCGCCAGACACGGGACAGGGGGGAGAGAGGGGUCAUCAUUGACCAGAGAGAGACCCGGGAGCUGGAAGAGGAUGGAAGGAGAGAACGUGAGUCAGUGAGGUACGAAAGGACAAGAGACACCAGAGCAGCAGCAGCAGCAGAAGCUGAUGUGAAAAUCCACAGAGAGAUUCGUGAACUGGAGCCACGGGAGGAGCUCAGAAGGAGAGAACGUGACAGAGAAGUGGAAGAGAGGAGGGUUUGCAGGAGAAGAGACAGAGAAGAGCCCAUUCUGGAGAGGAGGAUCGAUCACCAGAGGGAGCUGGAGCUGGAGGUCUCUGAGCGCCGCAGCCGCCAGACACGGGACAGAGAGGAAAGAGGGGUCACCAUCGACCAGAGAGAGACACGGGAGCUGGAAGAGGAUGGAAGGAGAGAACGUGAGUCAGUGAGGUACGAAAGGACAAGAGACACCAGAGCAGCAGCAGCAGAAGCUGAUGUGAAAAUCCACAGAGAGAUCCGUGAACUGGAGCCACGGGAGGAGCUCAGAAGGAGGGAACGUCCCCGUGAAGAGGAAGAGAGGAGGGUUUGCAGGAGAAGAGACAGAGAAGAGCCUGUGCUGGAGAGGAGGAUCGAUCAACAACAGGAGCUGGAGGUGGAGGUCUCUGAGCGCCGCAGCCGCCAGACACGGGACAGGGAGGAGAGAGGGGUCACCAUCGACCGGAGAGAGACCCGCAAUGAAACCACACUCGAGGUCCUCGAAGAAGAACAGGAGGUGGAUGAAGGACGAAGCCUCUUCCAAACCGUGGAGGUGGACAACAGGGACCUCUUCCCCCCGGGAGAGGAAGGGCCCGUGAGCGACCUGAGGGUUCGCUACGUCCCCGCUGACCCCGCGGAGCGCCCGGAGGUGCGAGUGGUGCCCCAGCCCUGCGACCCCCAAACCAUCGCCUACCUGGUCCACGUGAUCCAGAACGGGAGAGACCCCAGCGCUGCCACCUACGAGAUCGUCUGCCAGCAGCCCGGCGAGCCGGGCCGGCCCCUCUGCGUCAGGAAGUGCUUCGUGUCCGCCAAGCCACCGACCGUGCCCUGCGACAGGAGCCACCGCCCCGAGCCACCACCCCGGGGGGACCAGAGGGAACCUGGGGAGCUCCAAGUGCCGCCUUCCAGCUGCCAGGAAAACACAAGGGAGCUCGGUGGGGAGAGAGCCGGAGCGGGGGGGAAGGAAGGAGCUCCCCAGGCUGCUGCCCCCCAGCCCGAGGCUGUUAAAGGCGACCCUUGCAGGGCGAAGACCAAGGAGGUCCCCGACACGGAAAAGAAUCAGCCCCAGGGAGAUGGAUCGAGAGCCACCAGGGAGAAGGUCCCCCAGGAGCCAGGAUCCAGCUGCCAGGUGAGGGAGCACGAGGACAGGAAGGCCAAGAGUUGCCCACCUCUGCUCCAGGCUCCCGACGCCGACGGGAGCCGUCCCCGCGCGCCCCGGAGAGAAGGAACCGGCCGCGCCCGCCAGGACGUGGAGCUUCUCCCCCCGGAAAAGAGCUGCCAGGAGGAGACCUGCAAGAGGAGCCCCCGGCAAGGGGGGGAUGCCCAACUGGCACGGGAGGAGGAGCCGCGUCCUGGCACCAAGCAGAGCCAGGGGACCCCCGGGCUGCCGAGCUCCCGGGAGGAACCGGGCGGUCCCGCGGGGGAUGGAGCCAAAGCAUCUUAGGGGGGGAAGCUGGUGGGGCUUCCCCGGGUCUUUUUGAGGAUCGUCUGUGCCCUGUUUUGGUUCAGGAUGUGAUCGGCUCAGAAGGGUUCAUGAGGUGCCUCGAGAGGGUGUCAAGUGGGUUUGGGGGGUUUUCCAUGUAACAAAUCCUCGAGUUACCUCCGGAUCUGCUUCCCUGCGUGAUGCUUCUCCACCAAAAUACAGCAUUUAGUCACUUUUUCUGCUCUAAUUGGAGUCCUUGGGUCUCUCUGUCCUUGGGUCUCUCUGUCCUCUCUUCCACCCUGUGGUGGGACCACUCUGCACCUCCCUCUGCUCACGUCUCCCCAUGGCUGGUUCUCACCAGCUUCUGCUCUGCAACGCCAAAAAAAUCCCAGUAGCUCAACCAUCCUCAUUCUGGGGCCUGGAAGUCCUCAAAGCCGGGAAAAAUCCCACUUUUGUGGACUAUUACACCAAAUCCAGCCGAGCAGAAUCCCAGUUCCAGCCUCGGGGAGGGUUUGGAGCAGCCGAGUGAUGUCGAGGUCAC
Molecule: messenger RNA, 2245 nt
Organism: Pipra filicauda (Wire-tailed manakin)
Lineage: Eukaryota; Metazoa; Chordata; Aves; Passeriformes; Pipridae
Product: misshapen-like kinase 1
Exons: 2
Source: RefSeq, a predicted model, not a curated record